CAACCAGGACCUGCAAUUCACUCAACAUUCCAUCACAUCGAACACAAUGCUGCAACAGAGAUUGUUGCGCUCAUUCCUGGCUGCCUCGAAGCAAACCCCGGCUCUUCCAACCUCUAGAAUCUCUCCAUCCGCCUCCCAACCCAAAGUCGCAUUUGUCGCAUCACAACAGCUAGCGUCGCGGAGAUGGUAUUCAGCAGAAACUGAAGCGAAGAAGGAAGAGGUUCUGAAGGAGCAGGCAGAGGCACAAGGUGCUCAAGAGACACCCAAGAAAGAUGCAGCGAAGGAGGAUCCAGUGCAGAAGGAGUUGGAGGCUAAGAAGCAAGAGAAUGUUGAUCUGACUGACCGUCUCAAACGACAAAUUGCCGAAUAUCGCAACCUCCAAGAGCAGACCAAGCGUGAGGUCCAAGCAGCGCGAGACUUUUCCCUGCAACGAUUCGCAAAGGACCUACUAGAGAGCAUCGACAACCUGGAUCGUGCACUUGAGGCCGUUCCCAAGGAGAAACUCACCUCCGAGAAUCAGGACUUGGUCAACCUGCACAGUGGACUCAAGAUGACCGAGCGCAUCCUGAUGGGCACUCUGAAGAAGCAUGGAAUGGAGAAGUUUGAUCCUAGCGUUGAAGGCGACAAGUUCGAUCCCAACAAGCACGAGGCGACGUUCAUGACACCACAACCGGACAAGCCUGACAACACUGUAUUCCAUUGUCAAUCGAAAGGCUUUCUCUAUAACGGCAGAGUACUGAGGGCUGCGAAGGUUGGCGUGGUGAAGAACUCAUGAGCGAGUGGGGAAGCGGCAUCUGUAUAAUGCGGUAUGACGGGAAAUAGCAGUGUAAGAUUCUCCUCUUCGAGUAAAACU
Molecule: messenger RNA, 853 nt
Organism: Zymoseptoria tritici IPO323
Lineage: Eukaryota; Fungi; Ascomycota; Dothideomycetes; Mycosphaerellales; Mycosphaerellaceae
Exons: 3
Coding region: 47-775 (242 amino acids)
Biological process (GO): protein import into mitochondrial matrix; protein folding
Cellular component (GO): PAM complex, Tim23 associated import motor
Molecular function (GO): protein-folding chaperone binding; protein homodimerization activity; adenyl-nucleotide exchange factor activity
Source: RefSeq, a predicted model, not a curated record